AUGCAAGACAUCGGAAUCGACUCAUUGACGGCGGUUCUGACGCGCAACCACUUAGCGGAGCUGACUGGCCUGACACUUCCGGCCAAAAUUGUUUUCGAUCACCCUAAUCUGAAAGCACUCGGCCAGUUCCUGCUGCCGAAGCUUUUAGAAGCAGCUACAGAUCUGUCACCGGCUCCUACAGUUGCUGUAGUGGAAGGCAGUGUCGCAGCACCCGUUAUUUUCGGUUGGAAUACAGCCACAAUCGAAAAGGGUUGUCUCGACCCCCAACUUCGAUUUGAUAAUGCGAUUCAAGUAGCGGCAUGCCCAAAAGCAAUAUUCAUUACCGGCGUAACUGGCUUUGUUGGCGCCUUCCUCCUGCAUGAGCUGCUCGAGUUAAAUAUCAUCGCUUACUGUCUAGUGCGCGCCGACGAUGUCAUUCAGGCCACGCAGCGGCUAGUGAGGAUACUGGAAGGCUACGGUCUCUGGAAGGAGAGCUACAUGCCAUUGAUCAACCCGGUGGUGGGCGAUCUGACGCAGCCCUUGCUGGGGCUAGACGAGGAGGCCUUCGAAAAGUUGGCGGGCCGAGUCGACGCUAUCUGCCAUACUGGCGCGCUUGUAGACUGGAUGCGUCCGCUGGAGGACUACGUUGGCCCAAAUAUCAUCAGCACGCAUGAGGUUCUGCGCCUAGCAUCGCGCGGCUGCUGCAAGACAAUUGCGGAGCAGAUGGUUGCGGCUGCGCGCUGGCGCGGCGCUAAAGCAUCGGUGUACCGAUUGCUAUUCGUCACGGCAUCAACUCGUUCUGGCCACUUCCGACUUGAUCGUGGUGAUUUUCUGCAUAACUUGAUCGUUGGUGGUAUUGAAAUGGGUAGUUUCUCGUCCCUCAAUGCCGACCUCUCGGCUGUGCUGCCGAUCGAUUACCUGUGCAAGACCAUUACCACAAUGGUGACGAAGGGUCCAGCGACAGUUGGUCGUGAGUACGACUUCAUUAACGCAAAUGCGUCCAGCUUCAAUACCUUUUUCAAGCUGGUCAGUGCCGCUAGUGGCGUGGGAGAAAUUAUCCACUUUGAUGAGUGGCGGGAACGGGCACUGGCGUGGGCUGCUGCGAAACCAACUAGUUCCCUCGCCCGAAUCAGUGCUGUUGUGGAUAGCCUCACGGAGGAAAGCGCAGCCACCAUGUUUAGGUGCUUACCAGUGGAUGAGCACGUCUUUGACACCAACGAUUGCUGCAAUCCAUUGGUCGAUGAGCAGUUCGUUCAGAAAUAUUGGCAACGCAUUAACGCAGUGCGGGUCGUUUCAUAG
Molecule: messenger RNA, 1278 nt
Organism: Penicillium concentricum
Lineage: Eukaryota; Fungi; Ascomycota; Eurotiomycetes; Eurotiales; Aspergillaceae
Product: Acyl transferase/acyl hydrolase/lysophospholipase
Exons: 2
Coding region: 1-1278 (425 amino acids)
Source: RefSeq, a predicted model, not a curated record